Microtus ochrogaster (prairie vole) is the source of this 1262-nucleotide messenger RNA. RefSeq names its product EDAR associated via death domain (gene Edaradd). The record is from RefSeq and is a predicted model, not a curated record. Gene Ontology annotation, biological process: signal transduction. NCBI's taxonomy places the organism in Eukaryota, Metazoa, Chordata, Mammalia, Rodentia, Cricetidae. Gene Ontology annotation, molecular function: protein binding.
AGAGCUGUAGAGUAGUGCAUUGUCACAGCGGAGGUUGGAUCUCGGCGGUCCUCCUGUUCUCUGGGGUCCCAGAGGCUGCUCAGCCCCGCUCAGACACUCGUCUGUCCUCUCUCGGUCUUCAUGGCUUCUCCGGAUGAUCCUCUGCGCUCAGAUCACAUGGCCAAGGAGCCAGUGGAGGACACAGACCCCAGCACUUUAUCCUUCGCCAUGUCAGACAAGUAUCCCAUUCAAGACACCGGCCUCCCUAAAGCCAAGGAGUGUGAUUCAGUCAUUUCCAACUGUCCACCAAAUUCUGAUGAUCAACAUCAGGAAGAAGAAAACGACUUUCCAGACAGCACUGGAGAUCCCCUUUCAGGUGUCAGCAGAAACCAGCCAUGUAAGGAAGGCUGCUCUUGCUCCUCCUGUUCACCCCGGGUCCCCACCAUCAGCGACUUGCUCAAUGAUCAGGACUUGCUGGAUGUGAUCAGGAUAAAGCUGGAUCCGUGCCACCCGACCGUGAAGAACUGGAGGAAUUUUGCCAGCAAGUGGGGCAUGCCCUAUGAUGAACUGUGCUUCCUGGAACAGAGGCCCCAGAGCCCCACGCUGGAGUUCUUGUUCCGAAACAGCCAGAGGACUGUGGUCCAGCUGAUGGAGCUCUGCCGACUUUACCACAGGGCUGACGUGGAGAAGAUCCUGCGCAGGUGGGUGGAUGAGGAGUGGCCCCACCGGGGACCCUCGGACAGUUCCAUGCACUUCUAGGAUCCCCUUCUGGCACUGGCCUUUCUGCAGCAGAACCAGCAUGGGUCACAGGGAAUAUGGACCUGCUCUUAAGAUUUUCAGAGGAGAUGUGGAAUGGUCAGCGGUUGUCCCUGAAGCUAGCGGCUGGUGGAAGGAUGAGCUCGGGAUUGGUGGCAGGUAUUUGUUUCUUUUUGCACAUCUGUUUUAAUUUAAUAUUCGAAACUGGAAUUGGGGAAGAAUAUUUUGUAGGUUUCAUAGGGCCAAAGCCUGUGGUUGGGACAGAAUCGUGCCAGCAUGGAAAGCAAAGAUUGCAUCGGGAUCCCAAACUGCUGAUGUCUCUGGACAUGCCCACAUCAUCCUAUGCAGAACCUUUGCACUCCCAGCCUAGCAGAAGAUGGGAUGGAGAAGUCACCCUGGCCUGUUCACUGUUACUGUUUCUGUUGUAAAGGGCUUAAGAUCUAUGGCUUUUGAUAUGGCCUGGAUACAAGAGCCAUCUUCUUUAUUCAAAUACUUUUGUAAUUCAUGGGCUAUCGAUACUGUCAUUG